AUGUAACACUUCAUUUUAAAAUAAAGAACGAUAUAUUACGAAGCCCAUGCGCACACAGUAAAACACACAUUCAAUAUUGAGGUUAUCCAAAUGUAACAGAAAGGUUACAGCUUAUUGUCGUGAGAGUUACUGAUUAAAACAAGUAACUGUAACGGAACACACUUUUAAGCCCAACUCUGGAUCUUUUUAGGCCACCUAAAGGACAAUAUUUAAAGCAUUAAGGUAUCAGGACAUUCUACACAGCGUAACAAGCCCAACCCCUUCAGCUUGAGAAUGAAACUGAUUGCAUUACAGACGGCUGUGAUAAGGUUUGCUCUGCUGUGUUUGUCCUCUCAGGUGUCAAGAGUCUCGUUGUAAUUCUCCACAAAGCAGAGUGAGCGGUCCAGCUGAGACAUGAGGAAUAACUGACUGCAUUGGAGUGAAAGAAAGACUAAUGAAGAAUGACCAGCAACCAGGAAUCAUCUGCGGACAUACAGGAAAUAGAGUUUGGGAGUCCUGCCCUUUCCAAACAGAGGAGGAUCAUCUACUUCUCUAGCGGUGAGACCAUGGAGGAGGAAGACAGCGAGGAGGAAGAGGAGGAAGAGGAGCGGUCAUCAGACAGGCCUCCCUUCAGAGAGCCUGCAGAGAAGUCUAGGCUGUCGUUCAGGAAUGUGGCUCUUCUGGUUGGGAGGAUUUCCCUGCUGACUUGUGAUUUCCUUGGAGAGAGACUGGCCGGGGCCCUCGGACUGAAAGCAGCCAAAUACCAGUACGCCAUCGACCAACAUCACCGAGACCACAAGACAAAAAGCAGCGGGGCGUCAGAGGACCUGAUGGAGGGAGGGGGGGAGAAGAUCUGCCUCUCCACGGGACCGGAGGGGAGUUAUUACGGAGCUGCGGGAGAGGAGCGAUGCCCGGCUGGUUCUCAGGAGAGAUGUGAUCAGAAACAAGAGGACACGAGAGAAGGGUGUUACAACAGAGCAUAUCAAGCAGAGGAGCUUCAACUGAAAUAAAACUAAGAAGGGAAAAGCAGAGGGAUGAUUUGAUGUGAAAGCCUUUGUUUAGAGUGCACUGUGUAUCAACUAAUAUAGCCCAUAAUAUAGUAUGGACCGCAGACAGAUUUUGUAAUGUUAUAACAAAAACAUAUGGGAAAAAAUAACGUGGUGCAAGCUUUCAAUUUUGUUAUGUAAUAACCAAAAAAUAAUUAGUUGGUAUACCAAAGAGAACGUUUUUAAAUGUACUUUGUUACGUUCCACCACUGGCUAUUUACAACAAGUGGAUAGAAAACAUCUAAAAUACACAUUUUGUUGCUGAUUUUAUUAAGAUUGCCAUUUUUGUAAGUAUUGUCCUUUUGUGUUUAAGUGUUAUACUCAGGGGGUUUGUCUUGUAAAUACCCAAAAUAAUUUGACAACCUUAUUUUUAAGGCACAACAGCUGGUAUACCAAAGUGAAACCCAAUGCUACGGUGGAAGAAGAACUUCCUUUUUUCCUGAAGUAAAAUUACCAAUACUAAAUUGUAAACAUUAAAGUAAAAUUCCUGCA
Messenger RNA from Trematomus bernacchii (emerald rockcod), 1517 nucleotides. RefSeq names its product protein FAM177A1-like. The transcript is spliced from 5 exons. The record is from RefSeq and is a predicted model, not a curated record. Lineage: Eukaryota; Metazoa; Chordata; Actinopteri; Perciformes; Nototheniidae. The coding region runs from base 441 to 989 and encodes 182 amino acids.